Carlito syrichta (Philippine tarsier) is the source of this 2266-nucleotide messenger RNA. It is a transcript of the gene PES1, whose product is annotated as pescadillo ribosomal biogenesis factor 1. Bases 88 to 1851 code for a protein of 587 amino acids. The transcript is spliced from 15 exons. Gene Ontology annotation, cellular component: nucleolus; PeBoW complex. Gene Ontology annotation, molecular function: RNA binding. Lineage: Eukaryota; Metazoa; Chordata; Mammalia; Primates; Tarsiidae. Gene Ontology annotation, biological process: ribosome biogenesis; maturation of LSU-rRNA from tricistronic rRNA transcript (SSU-rRNA, 5.8S rRNA, LSU-rRNA). The record is from RefSeq and is a predicted model, not a curated record.
CGUGGGGGUCCUCGGAGGCAGGCCACGUGCGGGAGGAAGUAGCGCUGUCUGUCCGCGCGGCGUUGGUAGGCCCCUCAACGUGGAGCCAUGGGAGGCCUUGAGAAGAGGAAGUAUGAACGAGGCUCUGCCACCAAUUACAUCACCCGAAACAAAGCCCGGAAGAAGCUGCAACUGAGUCUGGCUGACUUUAGGCGGCUGUGUAUCCUGAAGGGCAUUUAUCCCCAUGAGCCCAAACACAAGAAGAAGGUUAACAAGGGCUCCACAGCACCUCGAACUUUUUAUCUUAUCAAAGACAUCAAGUUUCUCCUCCAUGAACCCAUUGUCAACAAGUUCCGGGAGUACAAGGUGUUUGUCCGGAAGCUCCGGAAGGCCUAUGGGAAGAGCGAGUGGAACACAGUGGAGCGUCUGAAGGACAAUAAGCCCAACUACAAACUUGACCAUAUCAUCAAGGAGCGGUACCCCACAUUCAUCGACGCUCUGCGGGACCUCGACGAUGCCCUCUCCAUGUGCUUCCUCUUUUCCACCUUCCCACGGACCGGUAAGUGCCACGUGCUGACCAUUCAGCUGUGCCGCCGGCUCACCGUGGAGUUCCUGCACUACGUCAUUGCUGCCCGAGCCCUGCGCAAGGUCUUCCUGUCCAUCAAAGGCAUUUACUACCAGGCCGAAGUGCUGGGGCAGCCCAUUGUGUGGAUCACUCCCUAUGUGUUCUCCCAUGACCACCCGACAGAUGUGGACUACAGGGUCAUGGCCACCUUCACCGAGUUCUACACCACCCUGCUGGGCUUUGUCAACUUCCGCCUCUAUCAGUCGCUCAACCUCCACUACCCGCCCAAGCUCGAAGGUCAGGCCCAAGCAGAGGCGAAGGCCAGUGAGGACACCUACGCGCUGGACUCCGAGAGCUCUGUAGAGAAACUGGCAGCCCUCAGUGCCAGCCUGGCACGCGUGAUGGUGCCUGCUGCAGAGGAGGAAGCCGAGGUGGAUGAGUUUCCUGCCGAUGGGGAGAUGGCAGCACAGGAGGAGGGCCGCAGGAAGGAGCUGGAGGCACAGGAAAAACACAAGAAGCUUUUUGAGGGCCUGAAGUUCUUUCUGAACCGCGAAGUGCCCCGUGAGGCACUGGCCUUCAUCAUCAGGAGUUUUGGAGGGGAUGUGUCCUGGGACAAGUCUUUGUGCAUUGGAGCCACCUAUGACGUCACAGACUCCUGCAUCACCCACCAGAUUGUCGACCGUCCUGGGCAGCAGACUUCUGUCAUUGGCAGGUACUACGUGCAGCCCCAGUGGGUGUUUGACUCUGUGAACGCCCGGCUCCUCCUCCCUGUGGCAGAGUACUUUCCUGGAGUGCAGCUGCCCCCACACCUUUCGCCUUUCGUGUCAGAGAAGGAAGGAGAUUACAUCCCACCCGAGAAAUUGAAGCUGCUGGCUCUGCAACGGGGAGAGGACCCAGGAAAUUUGAAUGAGUCGGAAGAUGAGGAGGAGGAGGAAGACAAUGAAGAUGAUGGUGAUAAAGGGGAAGAAAAUGAAGAGGAAGAUGAGGAGGCAGAGGCUGGUUCAGAAAGGGAAGAAGAGGCCCGACUGGCAGUGCUGGAGGAGCAGAGGAUGGAGGAGAAGAAGCCCAGGGUGAUGGCGGGCACCGUGAAGCUGGAGGACAAGCAGCGACUGGCCCAGGAGGAGGAGAGUGAGGCCAAGCGCCUGGCCAUCAUGAUGAUGAAGAAGCGGGAGAAGUACCUGUACCAGAAGAUCAUGUUUGGCAAAAGGCGCAAAAUCCGUGAGGCCAACAAGCUGGCAGAGAAGCGGAAAGUCCACGAUGAAGCAGUACGCUCUGAGAAGAAAGCCAAGAAAGCAAGACCAGUGUGAGUGCUCGUGGCUCCUCACAGCUGAACCUGGCUCCCGGCAGCUGGAUGUGGCAAAGACAAGCCAGAGGACCUAAGUUUGGUGGCAGACCGGAGUUGCUUCUGUUUCCACCCCCCUCCUUCUCCCAGCCGCCUCAUGCUCUCUGGGCCCAUGGGCAGCCCUGGCCUUCUUUGGAUGGAGAUCCCUGCUGGUGGCUGGGCAGAGAAGAGGCCUUUGUUUCCAGGCCGAUUCUGUGCUCCUGGGAGCCAGUGACGCGGUAUACAGGGGCCUGUCUAGCCCCUCACCUACCCCCCAUUCAUCCUGGCUUUCCACAGCUCCCUCCCACACAGACCUAUGAUCUCAGGGUGCUGUGAUGGGGUGAGGUUAGGGGGAGCAUUUGUUAUUAAACGGCUGGACUUUUGCAGCCAAUUGGAUUCUG